Messenger RNA from Oncorhynchus nerka (sockeye salmon), 1275 nucleotides. RefSeq names its product cyclin-dependent kinase 5 activator 1-like. The record is from RefSeq and is a predicted model, not a curated record. Gene Ontology annotation, cellular component: growth cone; cytoplasm; protein kinase 5 complex. Bases 308 to 1264 code for a protein of 318 amino acids. NCBI's taxonomy places the organism in Eukaryota, Metazoa, Chordata, Actinopteri, Salmoniformes, Salmonidae. The transcript has a single exon. Gene Ontology annotation, molecular function: protein kinase binding; cyclin-dependent protein serine/threonine kinase activator activity. Gene Ontology annotation, biological process: axon guidance; brain development.
AUCAGUGAGUAAUAUUUUUGUUUCACUUUGGAAUGUUAUAUUGCUCAUGUUUAUGAACACAGAGCACUAAUGUCUAUGCUUAAUACUGUGAUUUAGAAUAUGUCCCAAAUGGAACCCUGUUUCCUGUAUAAAGCACUGCUUUUGACCAGACCCCUUUGGGCCAUGGUCAAAAGCAGUGCACUUUAUAGGGAAUAAGUUGCCAUUUCAGAGACAGCCAGAGGUGAGCUAGCUAGGCCAACCGAACUGAUGCCAUGCAUUUCAUUUUGCUAAUAUUGAAGCAUUUUGUUUUCCAAAGGCACUAUUGACCAUGGGAACCGCAAUGUCUAUCUCGCUCCGCAAGAAGGCAGUCCUCUUCAAAGAUGGGCCGGACACUGUGGGCCACUUGAUGGAAGUCCAGACCGGUAAGAGUGCAAAAGACAAGACUCUGAAGCGCUACUCACCAUGGAGGCGGAGUGUGAAGAAGAAGAGCUCCAAGAAGGUGCAGGCCCAUGAGAACACCAACCAAAACAACAUUGCCCAUCUGAGUAAUGAGAACCUGAAGUCUCAGUCCUUCUCCAACCCGUCCACCCUCACCCUGGAGAAGUCUCAGUCCUGUGACAAGCUGUCCACUCAGGACCAGAGCACUCCAGCCAUCUCCAACAGCUCCAACAACGCCGCCUCGUUGGUCGAGACGACCCCCUUAUCCUACUCAAACACGGCCCCCGACACGCCCCAGAUGGUGACCGUCCAGGACCUCGACACUCCCAGGAGGCUGGUGAUGGUCCACGCUACAACCGGCGAGCUGCUGCGCUGCCUGGGUGAGUUCCUGUGCCGGCGCUGCUACCGGCUCCAGGACAUGUCUUCCAUGGACCCGGUGCUGUGGCUGCGGGUGGUUGACCGUUAUCUGCUGGACAACUGCUAUCAGAACCAGAGCUGCAUCAAUCCGGCCGCUGUGGUCUUCCUCUACAUGCUGUGCCGCGAGGCGGUUUCCUCCGAGGUGGCCACCUUGCACGAGCUGCAUGCCGUGCUGCUCACCUGCCUCUAUACGACCUGCUCCUACAUGGGCAACGAGAUCGCCUACCCCCUGAAACCCUUCCUGGUGGACACCUGCAGGCAGACCUUCUGGAUCCGCUGCAUGACCAUCACCAAGCUGAUGAGUGUCAAGAUGCUCCAGAUGAACACAGACCCUAACUUCUUCUCCCAGGUGUUUGCUGACCUGAAGAACGAGAGCCAGAAGGAGGAGAAGAAGAGUCGCCUGCUCAGCGGUGUGUACAGCACUCAGUGAGGGGCCUUGGG